GUGGCUUUCACUACGUUUCUAAAAAACGUUGCGUUUUUGCACGCGCCCAUGCAGCACAAUAUGCUUAAUUAAGUAACUGCACUGCAAAUUAGCUAAUAAAUUCGUAAUCACUGUUUUUGAACGUUGGUAAAAGACAACUCUGCGUUCGUUUAGCAGGCCAUUAAUUGACAUUUGUGAUUGAUACACAAGAAUGUUCAUUGUGACGUCACUAAGCAGGCGUCUGCGUGAAAACGAAAUUCUUCUGCUAGCGACAUUGGUAUUUAAAAUCUGCAGCUUUUUCAGAACUAAAACUUUUACAGCUGACUUAACGUGAGAGCAUUUGCGCCUAGAGAGAUAUAAGUAUAUUGCUGUAAAAUCUAACGGCUUAUAACAGGCCUAACAACUGGAAAACUACGUCAACUAUCUACUGCAGACCUCGAUCAAUUCAGAUUGCUUGCGGCAAGUUUACGUUUUCUACUUCAAGGUUAACCACGAUUUUCGCUAUGAACUUGGACGAGGUUUUCGAACGCGUGCUCAAAACAGAACAAACCGCUGAAAGAAGACACGACCAACUAAUACAAGUCCAAAAAGAGAUCAAGGCUAAACAAGCGGAGAUAGUAAAUGUACAAAAAGCAACGGAGAGACUGCAGGAAACUAUACGCACACGAGACUUGGUUGCUCUGCACGAAUCGAAGUGGGAAUUAGAAUUGGCUUCUGCGCGACUGACAAGCCUAAUUAACCAGCAUGAGGUCGUAACUAAUAGAGUGCUGGACUUCGAAAAUCAACUGGCGGAAAAGACACUGAAUCGAGAAGAACAAAUCAACGGAUUCUUAAAGGAAGUUCAAAACUUUGCCGAAAACUGUGAUCUAGUCGACGGAAAAGCAAAACGAAAACAGACAUUGGCGAGUGAGCUCGAGCAACUAAAACACGAAGAAGAAGAAUUAUCAAAAGAGUUACAGGUAUUGGAUGGAAAAGAAAGUGACAGGCGCAUGAGGUACAACCAAGUCGAACGCUUGAAAAUAGAAGUAACAGAAUUACAAGCAAAGAUAAUCGAUCUGGACUCCGAGUUGGAAGAGAAAAAGGUAGAAAACGAAAAGAAAAAGGCAGAGCUGGCGUCGUCGGAUAAUGCUCAACUGCAGGACCCAGAAUACAUUAGAUUGCAAGAAGAAUUAGAGUCGCUAGACUGCGAUGCAGAGCAGAAGAAUAUCGCUUUGUUAAGAAUGGAAUCGGUGAAUUUGCAAAGGGGAAAAGGGCUAAUCAAUUUAUCAAAAGACCAUUCGAAUCCAGCUGAAAAAACUGCAUGCUCUUCCAACAACAAAAGCUAUACGUUUCGACUUAGAGAUGAUCGACGUUUCUAAAUACAGCUCUCCAGUCG
This is a messenger RNA of Ciona intestinalis (vase tunicate), 1354 nucleotides long. NCBI's taxonomy places the organism in Eukaryota, Metazoa, Chordata, Ascidiacea, Phlebobranchia, Cionidae. The record is from RefSeq and is a predicted model, not a curated record.